CGUCUGGUUAUCCUGGCGGGAACCCAUUUCCACUUAUCGACACAAAUUAUCUGACCACGCGAUCACUUUCGUUCUCAACCAUCGCAACAUUUCCAGCUUUGUAGAUUGGAUCAGAGGCCAUUGCUGCCUUCUCUGUCAAAGAUCUUCACGGUUACCAGGAACGCACCUCUUGCGACAGACUCUAGAGAGCGCCGAUCCCUUUUAUUUCCCGAAAGACGGCCAGGGGAGGCCGAGUUUCCAUUACCGACGGUAGAGAACAGCAAAGACUUGAGUCGUAACAAGUCUUUCUUUGCUCUGUCGAUACAAUUCGAUUCAAGAUGAGGUUGGCUUCGGUGGGUAUCAAGUUGGCAAUGGCCUUGGCAGUGCUGGCAGCGGGCAGACUUGGCGAAGCGUCAUCACUUGAAGCAAGAGAUGAUGACACCAAAUACUUUUUCGAGGCUGGUGACGGCGACAUCUUGAACCACUAUGACAGAAGAUUCUUCAAAAACCAGCUCUCUUACGACGAAAGAGCCGACACCUUACUCCAUAUGGUGCGCGCCUAUCUGAUCACCUUUCGAAAAAUGGGCAUCGAAACCUGGAUCGCCCACGGCACGCUACUCGGAUGGUGGUGGAACGGACAGAUGCUUCCCUGGGACUGGGAUCUCGACACCCAGGUUUCCGGCGCUACACUUGAUUACCUGGGGGAUAACCUAAACUACACAACGCACAACUACGUUUCGGAAGACAAGAAGGUGCAGCGCCAGUAUUUCUUGGACGUCAACCCCUGGGCGAUUGAACGUACUCGCGGGGACGGAAACAAUGUCAUUGAUGCGCGCUGGAUUGACGUAAGAAACGGCUUGUACAUUGAUAUCACUGGCCUCAGCGAAACUCAUCCAGACAUUGCGCCGGGAAUCUGGAGCUGCAAAAACUACCACCGCUACAAGACGACUGACCUCUACCCCAUGCGGGAAAGUAUCUUUGAGGGAGUGCCUGCGCUGAUUCCGUACAACUAUGACAAGAUCUUGGUCGAGGAGUAUCAGCACAAGGCCAUGAGCCUGACACAUUACGAGGGACACACUUGGAACGCCACUUUGAAGCACUGGGCCAAAGACCCCGAGGAGGAAAAGAAAGAGAACAAUAAGAGAAACCGACUUGGCCGUCGACAAGCGAUGCCUGACUUUUGAGUUGGCCACAAGC
Xylona heveae TC161 is the source of this 1176-nucleotide messenger RNA. RefSeq lists its product as hypothetical. The transcript is spliced from 5 exons. The record is from RefSeq and is a predicted model, not a curated record. NCBI's taxonomy places the organism in Eukaryota, Fungi, Ascomycota, Xylonomycetes, Xylonales, Xylonaceae. The coding region runs from base 318 to 1163 and encodes 281 amino acids.